AUGAGAUCUGCCUCGAGUGGUAGCGGUUGGAAAGUGAUUGUUAGGUGUGGGUUGCACAAUCAUAAACUAUCUAAGGAUUUAGAAGCCCGUGACAUAUUAGGUCAUCUAAAAGUUCAUGAAAAACAUUUUGUGAAUGACAUAACGAAGUACAACAUGACUACACGGUACAUAGUUGCUGCUUUGAAAGACAAAGAUCCAGAAAACCUCACCAAUGUUACCCAGAUGUACGGGCUACCACUGCUUGAGAUUGUUGGUGUUAAGUCAACAAAAUUGACGUUUUCGGUGGGCUUUUCCUAUUUGGAACAUGAAAGGGAGGAGAAAUUCAAAUGGGCACUAAAGAAACUCAAAGAGUUGUUCUCUUCCAAGAAAUUCCUACCGAAGGUUAUGGUGACAGACCAGGAGCUUGCAUUGAUGAAUGUCAUGGAAGUUAUGUUUCCAAAUUUAACUCAUAUGUUGUGCUUGUUCCAUAUUUCAAAAAACGUUAGCAUGAAAUGUAAAGAGUAUGUUAAAUCAGAAAGACAUGAACAUGACAUGGAUCUAUGGAACAACAUCAUGUAUGCUAAUAGAAAAACUGAGUUUGUCGCACACUUGAAGCACUUUGAGACUGUUUGUGCUGAUAUUCCUUUGUUUGUUAAGUAUGUGAGUGAAACAUGGUUGAGACCUUAUAAAGAAAGGAUGAAGUGUGCUAAAUGGAGGCUAAAAAACAUAUUGACUACAAGCCAGGAAGAUUUAUACCAAAGUUGGGAUACUAUGAACAUCAUGUUUAAGUUGCAGCUAGGUUCAAUCAAGUGUAUACAACACAUUGGAAAGGAACAAGAAAGGGUCAAAUUUAUUGGUGUAAGCAAAUAUGCUUAUGGUUGCUUUAUUAGAACAACACACGGGUUACCCUAUGCAUGUCAACUUGCUGGUUUUCAAAUACAAGGAAAUCAUGUUCCUUUAGAUCUAAUUCAUGUUUUUUGGAAGAAAUUACACAUUGAAGAGCAUGAUGUCGGUCAUAAAGCAAAUGGUACAGAGUUGGAUCUAGAAGCAGAGUGUGAAGAGCUAGAUACAUAUUUCAAUACUUUGGAUAUUAUAGGAAAAAGGGUGUUGAGGAAAAAGGUUCGGGAUCUAACAUAUUCAUCCACAACUUCUAUGUGUCCACCUCCGGUGAAGUACAAACCAAAGAGGGGAGUUAAGAAGAGCGCUAUUACAGAUUUACUUGGAUGGGGUGAAGGGUCAUGGUCAUUGGUUCAGACGCAGUUAGAUACUCAAGUUCAUCAACACCCUAAAUUGUUUUCCAAUUUGUUCUAUGAAACGAUCUCUGAAGUUAUGAAUGCCUUACGAGUAUAA
This is a messenger RNA of Lathyrus oleraceus (garden pea), 1329 nucleotides long. RefSeq lists its product as uncharacterized. Bases 1 to 1329 code for a protein of 442 amino acids. NCBI's taxonomy places the organism in Eukaryota, Viridiplantae, Streptophyta, Magnoliopsida, Fabales, Fabaceae. The record is from RefSeq and is a predicted model, not a curated record. The transcript has 5 exons.